AUGAAUAUCCGCGAUACAAUGAAAUUGCUGGACGGAAACGAUUUCCAUGAAGAUGUAUUAUGUGGUGAAGGAAUAAUUUCAUCUUUGCAAGAGUUGAAAUUGGAACGCAUCAUAUUAUGUGAAGAUAUACUAUCCAAGUUUAUUAGUAAGUGCCCUAAUAUUAGAGAAUUGAGUUUGGUGAAUUGUUGGGGGAUAAGCUUUAUCGUAUUAACUAAGUUGGAUCGUUUGAAGAAGUUGUAUGUGAACGUAGGUGAUUUUAAUUCUUUUACCAACAUACAAGUUAUUGUCCCGAGUUUACAAGUUUUCCAUUUCGUGUCACGGAGUUGUGAAAGUAAAAAUGUUGCUUUUAACAUGGAUAUUCAUGCUUGUAAAAUGUUACGGGAAUUUCACUUGGAUUGUUGGAAAUUUCCCCAUGGUCUUGAUCCUGAAAACUUUUGUUCAGAUUUUCCUCAUCUUGAAACUUUGUUACUUGGGCCUUGUCAGACAGAGAAGCCUAUCAGAAUUUUGAGUUCAUCGCUCAGAAAAUGGACCUUAUCCUUCCCACAGGUCUAUGAAUGUGAUAUGGUUUCGUCUCCUAAUUUAUCUUCUUUCCAAAUCCAAUAUAAGGGUACAACAUUUGAAAUAAUUUAA
Molecule: messenger RNA, 630 nt
Organism: Solanum verrucosum
Lineage: Eukaryota; Viridiplantae; Streptophyta; Magnoliopsida; Solanales; Solanaceae
Exons: 2
Coding region: 1-630 (209 amino acids)
Source: RefSeq, a predicted model, not a curated record